AUGGUUUCAGAGAAGUCAGAAAAAAUUGAGAAAACUUCAAAAAAUCAGCAAAAGGUUAUUCAAGAUUUUGACGACUCUGAUGAGAUCAAGUUCACUAAAAAUCAGAAUAUAGAACUUGAUUUAAUACGAGAUUUACAGAGUGGUAGUAUUAUUACUUCACCUCUGAAAUUA
Molecule: messenger RNA, 171 nt
Organism: Funneliformis geosporum
Lineage: Eukaryota; Fungi; Glomeromycota; Glomeromycetes; Glomerales; Glomeraceae
Source: the annotation of a GenBank genome assembly